Molecule: messenger RNA, 572 nt
Organism: Mycotypha africana
Lineage: Eukaryota; Fungi; Mucoromycota; Mucoromycetes; Mucorales; Mycotyphaceae
Exons: 3
Coding region: 77-451 (124 amino acids)
Source: RefSeq, a predicted model, not a curated record
GCCAUCAUUUUCGUACCUUUUUCCACUGCAGUGCAUCAAUUUUUCCAGGGUUUUAUAUACCUGUCAAAACGGCAAUAUGUCAAGUGAACAACAUCAAAAAGAGCCUCUAAAAAGGAUAGAAUUAUCUGCAGAAGAGUUUGAUGCUGGGAGUAAAGAAUUGUUUGAUGAAAUAGACAAAGAAAACAAAAACAAUUAUGAGAAAUGCAGCGCAGUAGAAGCCUUUGAUAACUUUUUUCGAUGCUAUUCUUUGGGUCAACAGGCUAUAAACUAUUAUCGAUAUGGAGCGAAAAAGGAUUGCUCAACAAAGUGGGAAGACUUCAAGUUCUGUCUAAGCACAAAAACUAAGUCAGCUGAAAAGGCAGAUGCAAUGAUAAAAGAACGUAAAGCUAUCAAGGAAGCGAUCAGAAGAAGUAAACCCAAUUCUGAAGACGUCUGGGAAGGUAGAGGUUAAAUUGCUUUAAAAGCAUACCCAUUUCCAAUCUGUAUUUAAACUGUAGUGGCUUAAAAAUUAAAGCAAGCCGAAGCAUUUGUAUCAUAGUAAAAACAAAAAACACGAUUUUCUGUACGUUUCC